Molecule: messenger RNA, 2984 nt
Organism: Abrus precatorius (Indian licorice)
Lineage: Eukaryota; Viridiplantae; Streptophyta; Magnoliopsida; Fabales; Fabaceae
Product: ethylene response sensor 1-like
Exons: 6
Coding region: 796-2706 (636 amino acids)
Biological process (GO): signal transduction; phosphorylation
Cellular component (GO): endoplasmic reticulum
Molecular function (GO): ethylene receptor activity; ethylene binding; phosphorelay sensor kinase activity
Source: RefSeq, a predicted model, not a curated record
GCACCAUCCAUAAAUUGAUACCUAGCAAAUCCAGAGGAACCAAUGAAUUUUAUUUUCUUCAUAAUAAAGAAAAACUUAGCCUCAAAACAGAAAGCAAAUAAAUGUUUAUUUAACUUACGUAAAUACAAAUAAAAAAAAUAGAUAUAUAAUGAGAUGCCAGCCAAUACGAAAAGGAUGUGGCACGUGUGUAAAGUGAAAAGUUAUAUGAGAGAAGCAUGGGAAAAGGGCACGGUGGAGUAGGAGUAGGAGCCUGCCAUGUUUGUCCGUGAGAGAAGGGAAGGGUUCAUGCUUUUAACUCUUCUUUCUCACUCCCACUCUCUCUUCUUCUUCUAACCAAAUGGACUCUUCCCAUCACUCCACCGCUUGAUCUACUUCUCCGUUUCUUCUGCUUUUGAUUUGUUUUGACCUUAUAGAUUAAAGGUGUUAUUUUAUUUCUAGCGGAUUUUAUCUCCUGAUUAAUGGAUUUGAGCGAUUGUUGGAAAUAAGUAAUUUAUAUAUAUGAAUCGUCUCGAAGAGUAUCCGGUCUUGUCUCUGAACUCAUGUUUUUGGUGCCUUUGAUUUCAACCCUCUUUCACAAGCGUGGAUUAAGAGUUCAAUUUGGGUUUAUUUAUAUCUAAGUUACUUGUUGAUGUUGUUUCUGAAGUUUGAAUACAAAGCUGGGAAAGAAUAGAAUACAUACAAAAUUACUUUUGUUUUGGGGGAAUGAAGGGGAGGGGUCCCUUUUAACUGUUUGGAAACCUGUGAUAACAACCUCUGCUUUGGUGAUGACAGAUCCGUUUGCACGGGUGUUAGAUUAUGGAAUCCUGUGAUUGUAUAGACACACAAUAUCCUCCAGAUGAACUUCUUGUCAAGUAUCAGUAUAUUUCGGAUGUUCUGAUUGCCCUUGCCUAUUUCUCAAUUCCUGUGGAACUUAUCUAUUUUGUUCAGAAGUCUGCUUUCUUUCCAUAUAGAUGGGUGCUUAUGCAGUUUGGCGCUUUUAUUGUGCUCUGUGGAGCAACUCACUUCAUAAACUUGUGGACGUUCUCUCCACACUCUAAAGCUGUUGCUGUUGUAAUGACAAUUGCCAAAGUGUCGUGUGCUAUUGUGUCUUGUGCGACUGCUCUGAUGCUUGUUCACAUUAUUCCUGAUCUGUUGAGCGUCAAGACGCGUGAAUUAUUCCUUAAGAACAAGGCUGAAGAACUUGACAGGGAGAUGGGACUUAUUCUUACUCAAGAAGAAACCGGAAGGCAUGUUAGAAUGUUGACUCAUGAAAUCAGGAGCACACUUGACAGGCAUACCAUUCUGAAGACUACUCUUGUGGAGCUGGGUAGGACUUUAGGCUUGGAGGAAUGUGCAUUAUGGAUGCCGUCAAGAAGUGGCCUGAAUCUGCAACUCUCCCAUACUUUAACCUACCACCAAGUGCAAGUUGGGUCUACUGUGCCAACAAACCUUCCUAUUGUCAAUGAAGUCUUCAAUAGCCCUCGAGCUAUGAGGAUACCGCACACCUGUCCACUGGCCAGGAUCAGACCUCUCGUGGGAAGAUAUGUGCCACCUGAAGUUGUUGCUGUUCGGGUGCCACUUUUGCAUCUGUCAAAUUUCCAAAUUAAUGAUUGGCCUGAUCUUUCAGCAAAAAGCUACGCAAUCAUGGUUCUCAUCCUCCCUACUGAUAGUGCUAGAAAAUGGCGAGACCAUGAGUUGGAACUUGUUGAUGUUGUUGCUGAUCAGGUAGCAGUUGCCCUUUCACAUGCUGCUAUUUUGGAGGAGUCUAUGCGAGCCCGUGAUCAACUCAUGGAGCAGAAUGUUGCUUUAGACUUAGCUCGGCGAGAGGCAGAGAUGGCGAUUCAUGCUCGCAAUGAUUUCCUUGCUGUCAUGAAUCAUGAAAUGAGGACACCAAUGCAUGCAAUUAUAGCAUUAUCAUCACUUCUCUUGGAGACUGAACUGACUCCAGAGCAGAGGGUUAUGAUAGAGACAGUAUUGAAGAGUAGUAAUGUUUUGGCAACACUUAUCAAUGAUGUUUUAGAUCUUUCUCGCCUUGAAGAUGGUAGCCUUGAAUUAGAAAUGGGAAAAUUCAACCUUCAUGGUGUUUUGGGAGAGGUCGUUGAACUGAUAAAGCCUAUAGCAUCUGUGAAAAAAUUACCUAUUACUUUAAUUCUGGCUCCCGAUCUGCCUUCUUAUGCCAUUGGUGAUGAAAAGCGGCUUAUGCAAACUCUCUUAAAUGUUGUGGGUAAUGCUGUCAAAUUCACCAAGGAGGGCUAUGUUUCUAUAAGAGCAUCUGUUGCAAAACCAGAAUCUUUACAGGAUUGGCGCCCUCCUGAAUUUUAUCCAGCAUCAAGUGAUGGCCAUUUCUACAUACGAGUCCAGGUCAAAGAUUCUGGAUGUGGAAUUCUCCCGCAAGAUAUUCCACAUCUCUUUACCAAGUUUGCUCAGUCUCGGAGUGGACCAGCACGACCUAGCAGUGGUGCAGGUCUUGGGCUUGCCAUUUGUAAAAGAUUUGUAAAUCUCAUGGGUGGUCACAUAUGGAUUGAGAGUGAGGGCCCUGACAAAGGAAGCACAGCUACAUUCAUCGUCAAACUUGGGAUUUGCAGCAAUCCAGACUCAUCAGAUCAUCAAGCUGCAAACAGAGGCCAAGCAUAUAGUGGAAGUGGAGGCCUCGCUAGAUUUAAACCCUUUGUCAAAGAAGAUGAUGACGCAGGUUUUUCCAAUCGACGCAACCAAAGAAGUUUCUAAAAUCCAUAGAACCUAAAUUGCAUACCAUUUGAUCACAGUCGACCAAAUAUAGUAAACUUAUUUUCAUUUUGCAUAUUGCAAAUUGUAUAAUUUUCAGUUUGCAGCUAUAGAUUAGGCUACUGCGUCAGGUAUGUUUCUAACAAACAGGUCUUACCCGUAAGUCCUGUCAUAUUAUUAACUAGCAUAUAAUACAAAAAAACGAAGUUGAGGGAUGAUCCAUAAUUGAUUUAGAGUACUAUUUCUGAUAUUCAGUACGCAAAAGUUAGUUUUGUUUGGUG